AUGGUCCUCUGGUGUGGUCAAAACAAACUGGAGCUGAACCCGCUCAAGACUGUGGCAAUGUUAGUAGACUUCUGGUGGAACCCUCCAUCACCACCCCCCCUCCCUGCCGCAAUCAUCAACAACUAUGUCUACUGGGGACACUUUCCGGUUCCUGGGAUCCACUAUCUCCCAGGAUCUAAGAGAGUGCAGCUCAAACUGAAAUUCAUCAUCCCUGGACUGAGCACAAUCACUCCGUCCUCUACCUGCCCCUCUCUGGUAGAGGGACACUAUGACAUUAGACACACUGAUCCCAGUUCUGGAGCAUCCACCCCGGAUCUGGACCCAUACAGCCCCAUGGACAGAAAGAAAGCUCUCAGAGGAUGCACCUUUGUUCCUGACAUCCAGGAGAUUCGCGUCAGCCCCAUUGUGUCUAAGAAGGGCUACCUGCACUUCCUGGAGCCCCACACCAGCGGCUGGGUGAAGCGCUACGUGGUGGUGCGCCGACCCUACGUGUACUUGUACCGCAGCGAGAGGGACAGCGUGGAGAGAGCCGUCAUCAACUUGUCGUCUGCUAAGGUGGAAUACAGUGAAGACAAACAGACCUUACUGCGGACGCCCAACACAUUUGCUGUGUGCACCGAGCAUCAUGGGAUCCUGCUUCAGGCUGCCAACGACAAGGAGAUGCACGACUGGCUGUAUGCCUUUAACCCACUCUUAGCUGGCACCAUCAGGUCAAAGCUUUCUCGGAGAAAGUCGGUCCAGUCAGUCCAGCCUGCUCAGAGGAUGUGAGAGGUGAACCAGGCUGGUGGAAAAACAGCAAACAAACA
This is a messenger RNA of Thalassophryne amazonica, 806 nucleotides long. Its product is annotated as kinesin-like protein KIF1A. The transcript is spliced from 6 exons. Lineage: Eukaryota; Metazoa; Chordata; Actinopteri; Batrachoidiformes; Batrachoididae. The coding region runs from base 1 to 768 and encodes 255 amino acids. The record is from RefSeq and is a predicted model, not a curated record.